GGAGCAAGCAAGGAGAGAAUGUGUGGCGUUGUGGGCCCGCACUCGCGUCACUCCUCUCUUUCAGCUUCAAUCAGUCCUCGCGCAAUUGAUCCUACACCAUUCAUUGUGCGCUAUGCGCCCGCGCUUUCUGUUUGUACAACCCUCCGCUCGCGUGAUACGGUCGCUCAAAUCUAAUGCACGAUCCCGCCCG
Molecule: messenger RNA, 190 nt
Organism: Laetiporus sulphureus 93-53
Lineage: Eukaryota; Fungi; Basidiomycota; Agaricomycetes; Polyporales; Laetiporaceae
Exons: 1
Coding region: 19-174 (51 amino acids)
Source: RefSeq, a predicted model, not a curated record